ACUAGUAUUUUGGUGUACAUAGGGACAUGUAUAAGUAGGUAAUUAGACGUUAAAAUGUGAGUUCGCUUUUGCUUUAUCCUUAAAAAUAUAGCAAAAACAGAACAAAAAUACCAAUGAAAAGGCUGACAAACUAAAUGUCAAUCAAGGUAUUGCUGUAGUUUGUUAGCUAGCUUCCUAUUGAAACGGUAGCUGGCGAACUGGCGUAAAUAUCUUUAGUUCACAUUUAUAAACAAGACUAGCUAUGCUUCAGGAUUAUUCGGCAGAACAGAUGAGAAACAUCAUUUUAAGUGGCUUUAUUAAUGUUUGCUUAUGUAGAAACAUAUAAAUAUAACAAAUUCCCAAAUAUUUUUGAUAUUUAUGUGCAAAAUAAAAACUAUGCAUAAUUUUUUGAGUCCGUAUUAAAUUGUGCAACAUUAUCUGUCAAAUCGGAUAUUUUGUCAGUUGCCUAGCUAUUUUCUUAACUUUAAGUAUCGUUUUGGCUAACUAUUGUGGCUAAUCAUGUUGUUUUAUUGCAUUUUAUCGCUUGGCAUUACAGUAUCAUAAUUUGACUAACAAAAAGUUAAAAUUCUUAGUGAUGUAUUUGGUGUUAUUAAUAUCAUCACGGUUAUUGUACGCGUGAAGCCAUAUGCAGCUUAUCGAGAAUUUGCAGCGCACACAGGUAAGUUAUGUUUCCUGUGUACUCAGAUGGACACUCUUUGAAACUGAACCCAUUUUGUAUGUUGGCGGCUGUGGACACCGUGUAGCGCCUUUGAAUUGCUGCCGUGAUCGAGCUUUUAAAGUCAGCAGAAAUCCAUUUUGUACUUUAUUAUAAGCAAUCUUAGAAUGUGCAUUUAUCAAUUCUUCAUCUACAGAUACCGUUCCUCCACUUCUUCUGGAUUAAUUUACAGAGGGAAGCACCCAAACCGACUACUUCUUCCUGGCCACCCUUUACACGGUGUUUCUCACCGUUUCUCUUUCACAUUAGUGUUACUUUGCUGUCUCACUGAGCUGGGAGUAUUUCUAUAGUAUAUUAUAUUGUGUUCAGUUUCAUUAUUAUAGGCAAAUUAUUUGAACGUAUUGAAUUUAAUGUUUGCAAAAUAUUCCAUUUGUGUUUACAUUUAUGUUUAAGAGCUGAAUGAUAGGGUGUGAAAUAUCACUGUUGUAUCCCGAUGUUGCAUAUGAUUGCAUUGUUUUGUGUACAGCAUGAUAAUUUAAACGAUUCCCUUGGAUAAAAUAACGAAUAUGUGUCAUUUUUUAAUGUCGUGCAUGGUGUGUGUUCCUUCCAUCCAUCUUCCAACCCUUUCUCCUGGUUAUGGUCUUGAGGGGCCUGGAGCCUCUUGGCAUUCAGUCUGGUCGGGACAUUUUUGUUUGCGUAAUUUUUCAUUGGGUUGUAUAGAUAAGGUGCAGAUAAUGUUAAGCUAAUGUUUCCACUGAAUGGCCAUGUUUUUGGGGAGUCCCCAGCCAGUGUCCUGUGUUUCCUGGGAUGGAUGGAAAUCUUUACAAUGCAUUGUUUCCGUUUUUGAACACUUAACCUUUCAUCUGCUUGUUAAUAUGAUGUUGAGAGCAGUAUGUGAUACGGGUCAUUGCAAGACAAAUCAUCACACUUUCGGACCUCAUCAUCACGGAUUUUAACUAAACUUGGCAUGUUGAUUUGGUCACACGAGUAACUCAUGAAUCUGAGAUUGAGAGUGUCUUGAAUCAAUAUUGAGGGAGAUUUAAGCGAACAAAGUUUUAACUUUUUGGAGGGGUGGCUAUGACUUUGACUGGCUAUAUUUACCUUAAUGUAAGCUGCACAGAAGUGGUCCUCAUAUUGUUUUAAAGCUAUUGUCCAGCUUUAUAGAUUGAAUAAAUAAUAUGCCAUCCCCAUACGAAUAAUUACUAUGUAAUAACUGAUUAAAAUGUUAAAAAUUCAAUAACAAAAAAAAUCUAUAUUUCAAAAUUGAUAAUUUUCUUACUAAAGCUAGCUCAUAAUGUCAUGAACAUCUCCAGAAAAUUUGAUGUGUGAUGAUUUGACAUGGAAUGACCCAUAUACACAUUCAGUACAGUUUAUGGAAGUUAUAUACUUGCACUAAAGCAGCAUUCAUAUAUAUUAAUUGUCUUUAAGGAUGGACCUGAACUUCUGUCCAAAAAUGAUUGGCGGUUGUGAGGUCAAAGCAGAACAAGAAGUGCAGAUGAAGGACUGAAUGCAUAUGAAAAAUCAUCUUCAGGUACAAUUUCUGAUAUGGAAAAAAAGGAUAAUGGUUCUGUAGACACUGAAGGCCCCAUGGAGAACGGCCAGCCCCCUGAUCCUGCCCAGUGGGCCGUAGCGGAUGUCGUUAAUUAUUUCCGAAUGGCUGGUUUUGAAGAACAAGCAAGUGCGUUCCACGAUCAGGAGAUCGAUGGGAGAUCUCUGCUAUUGAUGACCCGAAAUGACGUCCUAACGGGAUUAACGAUAAAGUUGGGUCCAGCUCUGAAGAUCUAUGAGUAUCACGUGAAACCCCUCCAGAAUCAGCACCUGAAACAUAAUGCACUAUGACCAGGCCUCUACUGAAGAUGUCAGUCGCACAGGAAAGAUGCAAGAUGAUCAUGUCUGUCCUGCAAAAUUUCUUUUCAAAAGCACAGCUCACUCUUUUUUCCCAUGACAAGAAUAGACUGGCUUAAUCUGGGGGCAGAUAUGGGUGCAAGAUGCCAGUGCAAGGAAAGAUUGUAUUUGUCAUUAUUCUUUCUUGAUCUACAUUCCCACCUAGACUGAACAAAUAUAUCAUAUUCCUGCAUUUUUUUUUCGGUUGUUUUGGUCUCAGAUCGUUUCCUUUCUAUAACUCUUCAGACCACCAAAGGAGAUCAUUUUAAUUAAACAAAAUGGAAAAUGUAUAGUGAGUUCUGUAAUAAGUUAUGCAUUUAAUCACUGAACAUUGAUAUUGGAGGCUUGAACCUAUUUUUGUAAAUAAUGCAUUUUCAGUUAUGAAGAUUAUAAUAUUUAAAUACGGUGCGUGUGAAUAUGCAUAUCCAUAACAAUUUUAAAUCUAUUGAUUAUGGAUAUUGAUCUAUAUUAGUAAUUGCAAAAAUGUUUAAAACAAAAACUAGCAUUUCAUAAAUAUAAAGCACUUAACUUUGACUUACAGGCCUGUUGUUCUUACUGGUCAUUGACAAUGAAACAUUAUUCAUGGUUUACCCUCCCCUCCCCCUCCCCCUGUUAGUUGUUUUUAAUUCUAAUUUGAGGCCAUCUAACUCCACAGUGGUCAUGUCCUUUCCCUUCUCAAAAUAGAUGAUAUUUUGUACCAAGUAUUGUUCUGCCACCAAAGUGUUUUAUGUGAAGCAGAAGAAUAUUCUCUUAAGGAGCUGCUCUAGCUCCACAGUAAAUGUUCAUCGAAAUACAUUAUGCAAGGACUGUUGAUUCUAAGGGUAUAUCAAUCUGCAAAAUGUAAAGAAUAUUGCUAAAUGUUUGGGAAUCUGACUGAAGCCACUUGGGUCACAAUAUGGGUGCGUUUUGAUAGUUCAGAAUUUAGUCGGCUACACAUUUGCUUUGUAGAAUAAUAUUCUUUCAGCUAACUAAUCAGUGCUGAUUUGGUAAUCAUUGUGUAUUGUUUUUUUGAUGCGUGAAACUAAUCUGUUAAUUGCCGAUAACAUUAAUUUAUUCGAUUUCAUAUUAAAUUUCAUAGGUGUUUA
Messenger RNA from Brienomyrus brachyistius, 3624 nucleotides. RefSeq names its product sterile alpha motif domain containing 13 (gene samd13). Gene Ontology annotation, molecular function: protein binding. The transcript is spliced from 4 exons. Lineage: Eukaryota; Metazoa; Chordata; Actinopteri; Osteoglossiformes; Mormyridae. The coding region runs from base 2201 to 2494 and encodes 97 amino acids. The record is from RefSeq and is a predicted model, not a curated record.